AUGUUCCCCAGGGUGAUUUUGAAGGGAACUAUGUUUAAAAAAUCUCAACAAAAGAAAAGAACAUCACCAUGCAACUACAAGGAGAGGUUUUUUGUAUUGGACACCCAAGACCUGAAGUAUUCUGAACGCCGUCCGGGGAAAAAGCCCAUGGUGAAAGGUUGCAUCGAGUUGCACAAAAUCAAGUGUGUGGAAAUUGUGUGCAGUGAUGUCCCCAUACCAUGCAACUAUAAGUACCCUUUUCAGGUUUUUCAUGACAACCAUUACCUCUACAUUUUUGCCCCUGACAAUGAUUGCCGUCAGAGAUGGGUCAGAGCUCUCAAAGAGGAGACAAAAAAUAACAAUUUGGUUGCAAAAUACCACCCAAAUUUCUGGAUGGAUGGAAAAUGGAGAUGUUGCCAACAGACAGAGAAACUGGCAACAGGUUGUCAUGUAUACGACCCAGUGGGUUAUGCUUCUAAAAAGCCUCUUCCUCAACUCCCGGAUACAGAGAUGAGACCACAUGAUGCAGGACAGAGGAUGGUCAUUGCUCUGCAAGACUACACACCGCUCGGAGACGAUGACUUGCCUCUUCAGAAAGACCAAGAGUACAUCCUGAUUAACAGCUCCCACACUGACUGGUGGAACGUACAGAAUGACAAGGGGGCCACAGGCUUUGUACCUAGUAUUUACGUAGCGGAAAAAUUUGGGACCAACUUUGAGAGAUUUGAAUGGUACAACAAAAACAUAACCAGAGCGGAAGCAGAGGAAUUGUUAAUGAUAGAGGGAAAAGAAGGUGCAUUCAUGGUGCGUGACUCGAGACAGGCAGGAGUCUACACAGUGUCAGUCUUCACCAAAGCACCGGGGUCUAAUGGGGAGAAGAAUCCAAGAAUAAAACAUUACCAAAUUAGGCAGACAGAGACGGAAGAGGUCUCAUUUUACUUGGCAGAGAAGUACCUGUUCAGCACCAUUCCUGAGCUAAUCCAUUACCAUCAACACAAUGCUGCUGGCCUGAUAACGCGUUUGAGACGCCCUGUCUCUAAGGAUGGAGGCUGCUCCCAGGAAAUUGUUGAACCCUCAAAAGGUCAGUGGGAAGUGGACCCUGAGGAGCUGACCUUGGGUCAGGAGUUAGGGAGCGGGCAGUUUGGGCUGGUGUUAGAAGGGAGAUGGAAGGAGAGGAAGGUGGCAGUGAAGAUGAUAAGAGAAGAGUGCAUGUCGGACGAGGAAUUUAAGGAAGAGGCGAGAGUCAUGAUGAGAUUGUCCCAUUGCAAGCUAGUUCAGCUCUACGGUGUGUGCACCCAGCGUUCUCCCAUGUGUCUGGUGUUUGAGUUCAUGGAAAACGGCUGUCUGUCUGAAUACCUGCGAGCCAGGAAAGGGCAUUUAUCUCAGGACGUGAUGUUGGUGAUGUGUCUGGAUGUCAGUGAGGGGAUGGCUUACCUGGAGAGCUCCAACUUCAUCCACAGAGAUCUGGCUGCCAGGAACUGUCUUGUUUCUAAGAACAAUGAAGUGAAGGUAUCUGACUUUGGUAUGACCAGAUUUGUACUUGAUGAUCAGUACACAAGCUCCCAGUGCUCCAAGUUCCCUGUCAAGUGGUCGGCCCCAGAGGUCAUCAAAUACUGCAAGUUCAGCAGCAAGUCCGACGUCUGGUCAUUCGGUGUGCUCAUGUGGGAGGUGUAUAACGAGGGCCGUCUUCCUUAUGAAAACCGCACAAAUUCUGAAGUGGUGGAGUCCCUAUCUUCAGGCCUGAGGCUCCUGAAGCCCCGCUUGGCCCCAGACUCUGUCCACCUGCUCAUGGAGUGGUGCUGGAAGGAGAAACCAGAGGAUCGUCCAUCCUUUGCUCUUCUCCUGCAUGAACUGGCCUCUCUCUCAGAUCUGUGAACCAAGAGUUGAGGUUGAUAACUAUGAAAAUAGCUAUAUUUAUUUUAUUUAUUGAUUUAUUACCAAUUUCUUGUCAAAUGUUUUUCAAAUGUCUGUGAAGUAGUUUUGAUUGAGAUGAUUACAAAACACAAGAAGUCUUAAAUGCCUGGAUUAUGCACUUUAUCUGUUUCCUCUGUAUACAGUCUAUUCUUGAGAAGGCUCACAGUCCAUUCGCGCAGCUACUGCUGCUUACUGCAGGUUUCAAAUAUAUAAGAUCUCUGUACAUUAAACAGGUUAGAUGGUUAGGUUGUUUAAUCCGCUGUCGAAUAAAUGAAUCCAUAUGAAACAUGUUUUGUCCUUAAAAGUUUUCUACAUAUCAUCAGGACUACAAUAA
Molecule: messenger RNA, 2227 nt
Organism: Morone saxatilis (striped sea-bass)
Lineage: Eukaryota; Metazoa; Chordata; Actinopteri; Moronidae
Gene: itk
Product: IL2 inducible T cell kinase
Exons: 17
Coding region: 1-1854 (617 amino acids)
Biological process (GO): peptidyl-tyrosine autophosphorylation; intracellular signal transduction; NK T cell differentiation
Molecular function (GO): protein binding; ATP binding; non-membrane spanning protein tyrosine kinase activity
Source: RefSeq, a predicted model, not a curated record